GCCGCACCUGCAGACCACUCAAGCCGUCAAGGUACCGUACACAGGGGUUCAUGGUGGUUCAUGGUGGACUCGUGGCAUUGCAUCUUCCUCAAAUACAAGCAACUUCCGCUAGCUCAGCAACCUCUCGAAAGGAGGACGGAGAGCGCAAGCUGCGUGCUUAUCAGGUUCAAAGUGCCGUCUGCGGGGAGGUUGUCGGUGGGAGCACAGUCAGCUUGCAGGAUUUGUUCUGGGUUUGAAGAACGCGCUUCCCAGAUUUCCAUCUCAACACUUUGUGAGUUUACUUAGAUCUCAAGAGCUGCACCUAAGCAGGAGGACUUUUAGAACCCCUGUGGUGCCCCAGGCGCUCGGCUGGAGGGAUGGAUGUUACGAUGUAACCAUCAGAGUAUCCUAGCUCGGCCUCUGGGCCAGGGCACCUCAAGAAAAGCCUGUUGGAGAAAGGAUUAGCUCCAAGCCUUUAGCCUUGUGCCAGGCGUGUUGCCUAGAGACUAGUUUAAUAGCGGAGGGUGGGGCCUCGCCAGCAGUCUAGCCUUUGUCCAAUAUGGGGGCAGGUUUAGAAGUUCUUCUAUCGAGGUACCUUUCUGCGGACCCAUGAUUGGUCCAGGCAAAACUCGUGGGGCUUUGCCUCUGAGCUGUGACAAGAGUGUCGCGCUUGGCAUUGUCUGUGUACCCCAGAGUUCCGCAGGAGGCAGCAGGUCUGGAGUCAGCAACAGCAGCAAGGAGUGGGCCUGCCGUGUUGCGGCGGGGCCUCGGCAUGGCUCCAGACCUUUCUGGACCUGUUAUCUCGAUGCCUAUGAUGUCGCCCGCGCUGGACCAGGUUGGACAGGAGCUCAAGUGGCAGCGGCAGGUUGGUCGCCGGCGGAUUUUCAUCCAGACUGAGUUUGGCGAUGUGCUGGGCCUUGAGGUGGACCGCGCAGAGAAGGCUGGCUCACUCAAGAAGAAGCUCCAGACUGCAUUCAACAUUCCCACCGAGCAUAGCGAGCUCGUGUGCGGGGACCUGGUGCUCGAGAAAGAACUUACGGAAGUCAGGCGGGAUGCCCCUGUCCUGCUCACCAGGGGGGGGUUGUCUCGCUCUCAGAGCAGCCCCUGCUUGACCCCCCCGUCGGCUCGAUCGUUCCUGAAGCAGGACCAGGGAAAAGUGAUUGAGGUCGUGGGGGGCGGGAGCUGUGCUGGAAAGCUGAAGAAAGUGCUGAGGGAGGCGGUGAAAGCGAUCGACGGCGGCGUCAUUCCGGUGCGCACGACGGGGGGCCUCGGGGGGGCGUAUCUGCUGCAGAAUACAAGGGGGGAUUGCCUGGCGAUUCUGAAACCGGGGGAUGAGGAACCGUUGGCCCCCAACAACCCCAACGGUUUUGUGGGGCGGUCUCUGGGGCAGCCUGGCUUGAAGAAAGCAAUUCGAGUGGGGGAGGCUGCCGUCCGAGAAGUUGCGGCAUAUCUUCUAGAUCAUGGGGGCUUUGCAAAUGUCCCUGAGACCGUGCUGGUCAAGUGCACGCACUCGUGCUUCCAUCUAAACAGCCCGCGCUCCCUCGGGCCUGGAAAAGGCUCUUUGCCGGUGACGAAGCUGGGGUCGUUUCAGGAGUACAAGGAGCACGACUUUGACUGCAGCGAGCACGGCACGUCGCGCUUUCCGGCGUCCGAGGUGCACAGGAUCGGGAUCCUGGACGUACGGCUGCUUAACCUGGACCGCCAUUCAGGAAACAUUUUGGUGCGAAAGCUGGGGAGGAAGGAACUAGAGGCAAGGCGUUCGGAAAUGGGGAGAGAGGCGACCGUGGAUGCGGGCGUGGAGCUGAUUCCCAUUGACCAUGGGUACUGCCUACCCGAGAUGCUGGAGGCGGCCUACUUUGAGUGGCUACACUGGCCGCAGGCGUCGCUGCCCUUCUCGGAGGAGCACCUUGCGUACAUUGCUGCGCUGGACCCGGCCCGCGACGUGGAGCUGCUGCGGCGGGAGCUGCCGAUGCUGCGCGAGGCGUGCCUGCGCAUCCUGCACCUCUCCACGCUCUUCCUCAAGCGCGCCGCAGCCAUGGGCCUCACGCUUGCUGAGAUUGGUGCCAUGAUGAGCCGCGAGUGCGCGGGGCUGGAGGAAGAAGCGAGCGAUUUUGAGCUGGUGUGCCAAGCGGCCAAGCAGCGCCUGGAGGAGGACCUCGCCGCGUUUCGCCCCGAAGACCUCGCCUCCGACCACUUCUCCUCGGAGGGCCUCGACGACUUCCGCGACGAGGAGCUGUCCAGCGUCCAGUUCGACAUGGACGAGGACGACACGUGGCACUCCUCCCUCUCCCCCCGCUCCGUCUCUGGGGGCCAGCUGUCACCCCUUGCGUCUUCCCGGGGGACGUUUUCGUACUCUCCCGCGUCCCCCUCCGCCGGUGACAGCCGCGCCUCGAGCACUUCGCCGUUCAGCGGGGGCUUUGCAAACACGACGCCCCCGCCGGGAAGGAACGCGCAGUCGCCCCCCCAGAGGAGCUCCGGGCUGACCACCCCGGCAUCGCGGAAAGUCGGUUUCAACGCCCCCCUGUUGCGCCUGGAAGAGAUGGAGCCGCUGAGGGAGGCGUCUCCGCCUGUAUCGUCGAGCGUGUGCCACAGUGCCAUGGGGCUGGGGAGCUCGAUCUUCAACCGAAAGGGGGGGCAUCCGUUCGGUCGUAGCACCAGCUCGAGGAACCCCCACGGGCUGAAGUCGACGGCGGUGCGACGUGAGACGGUGCUCAACAUUCAGGGCGGGGCGAUCUCGUCUCCGUACGCAGCACACGAAGUUGUGGACCAGCCAGGGGCGGAGGGGCCCUUGAUCCUCUCCAACAUCCCGUCGCGGGCAUGGCCGACCUUCCUGCAUUACUUUUGUGAGCUGAUUGACGAUAGUCUGGCUCAGCGCCGCCGCGAGAGCAACUUGCGGAUGGCGCGCCUAGGAACCUCCUGCAAGUUCUGAUGUAACAGUAUGGCAUCCAGUUUGUUGUCGGGUCAAAAAGGACGGGCAUGUAGCUUGGAACGCCUGCAGGAAGUCUCCCGAAAUGCACGGCGUGCAUUAGUUUCUUCUCAUUGUAUUUCUAACUGAUAUUGAUUGGGUUCGUCGUGAACGUGGGCAAGAAGUAGGGAGUCGUUUGCAGCGCAGAAGGAGUUGAGUCGAAGUUGUAAUAACGUACAGAUCAUGUAGGUCGAGGGAUAGAUUAGCUGAGUCUACAUUUUGGGUCUCGAGAACGUGACUAAGAGUUCCCGCAAUGUAUAAGCUGACUCACUAGCUGUCCAUAUUGAGGUAUUUGGCAUUGGCCGUCGUUAUCUUCCUUUUGCCACACUUAGCAACGUAAUUGUUGGUUUAGGCAUUAUCAGU
Molecule: messenger RNA, 3307 nt
Organism: Klebsormidium nitens
Lineage: Eukaryota; Viridiplantae; Streptophyta; Klebsormidiophyceae; Klebsormidiales; Klebsormidiaceae
Source: the annotation of a GenBank genome assembly